Molecule: messenger RNA, 2840 nt
Organism: Castor canadensis (American beaver)
Lineage: Eukaryota; Metazoa; Chordata; Mammalia; Rodentia; Castoridae
Gene: Sec23a
Product: SEC23 homolog A, COPII coat complex component
Biological process (GO): COPII-coated vesicle cargo loading; intracellular protein transport; endoplasmic reticulum to Golgi vesicle-mediated transport
Cellular component (GO): endoplasmic reticulum exit site; COPII vesicle coat
Molecular function (GO): GTPase activator activity; zinc ion binding
Source: RefSeq, a predicted model, not a curated record
AGGAGUGGGAGAGACACAUUUGUUACCAUUGUAUACCCUAUUGUGCCUUUUGAUUUUUGUAACUUGUGGUUGUAUUACCAUUUAAAGCUUAAUUUUAAAAAUAACUGAGGACAAAUGGAAUGUUAGUGGCAUUCAUAGGCCCUCAGCAUUAGAUGAUUUGUAGGGUGUGAAUAUAUCACAUGUGUCUGAGUUUUAAAAAUGAAUGGUAAUAUAGCACACUUUGGGAAGUAGCCUGAAAAUUAGUUGGUAGUCUUGAGGUGUAAUAUAUUUUUGUGGUAACAUAUGAGCCCAGCUCCUUGUGUCACAUAUACAUUGUCUUUUGUUCUUUCUGUGCAGAGGAUACAUGGUGAUGGGUGAUUCUUUCAAUACUUCCUUAUUCAAACAAACUUUUCAAAGAGUCUUUACCAAAGAUAUGCAUGGACAGUUUAAAAUGGGCUUUGGUGGUACAUUAGAAAUAAAGACUUCAAGGGAAAUAAAGAUUUCAGGAGCUAUUGGACCCUGUGUGUCUCUUAAUUCUAAAGGACCCUGUGUGUCUGAAAAUGAGAUUGGAACAGGUGGCACUUGCCAAUGGAAGAUAUGUGGACUCAGUCCCACUUCAACCUUAGCCAUAUAUUUUGAGGUUGUUAAUCAGCAUAAUGCUCCAAUUCCUCAAGGAGGACGUGGUGCAAUCCAAUUUGUGACCCAGUAUCAGCAUUCAAGUGGCCAGAGACGCAUCAGAGUGACCACCAUUGCUAGGAACUGGGCAGAUGCUCAAACUCAAAUCCAAAACAUUGCUGCAUCUUUUGACCAGGAGGCCGCUGCCAUUCUUAUGGCCCGGCUGGCAAUAUAUAGAGCAGAAACAGAAGAAGGGCCAGAUGUGCUUAGAUGGCUGGACAGACAGCUCAUUCGACUGUGUCAGAAAUUUGGAGAAUAUCACAAAGAUGAUCCAAGUUCCUUCAGAUUUUCAGAAACUUUUUCCCUUUACCCACAGUUUAUGUUUCAUUUAAGAAGAUCUCCUUUCUUGCAAGUAUUUAACAAUAGUCCUGAUGAGAGUUCGUAUUAUCGUCAUCAUUUUAUGCGUCAAGAUCUGACACAGUCUCUAAUCAUGAUUCAGCCUAUUUUGUAUGCGUAUUCUUUUAGUGGACCACCAGAGCCAGUUCUUCUUGAUAGCAGCAGCAUUCUGGCAGACCGUAUUCUUCUCAUGGAUACAUUCUUCCAGAUCUUGAUUUAUCAUGGUGAGACUAUAGCACAGUGGCGGAAGUCAGGAUACCAGGACAUGCCAGAAUAUGAAAAUUUCCGCCAUCUCCUGCAAGCCCCAGUGGAUGAUGCACAGGAGAUUCUUCACUCCAGGUUUCCAAUGCCGAGAUACAUCGACACUGAACAUGGAGGCAGCCAGGCUCGUUCCUCCUUUCAAAAGUCAACCCUUCACAGACUCAUAAUAAUAUGUAUGCCUGGGGCAGGAGUCUGGAGCACCUAUUCUCACCGAUGAUGUUAGUUUACAAGUGUUUAUGGAUCAUUUGAAGAAACUUGCUGUGUCAAGUGCUGCUUGACAUGAUAAAUUUGUUAAAACACUGAAGAUGAAAUAAUACUUCAAUUUUGUUUUUUUCUUUUUCAGUUUAUCUGUGUAAACCAACAGAAAUACCUUUCUAGACUUUUUGUACCAGUGUGGUUUAAGACAAUGUAUGGAAAAAUGUUCACCUUUGUAGAUUAAGCUGGAAUAUAAUGAGAGCAGUGAGAACAAAUUUGUUUUGCAAGCACAGUAUUAUAACUGGUAUACAGAUUUGAGGUCUUUAUAACUUAAUUAUGUUUAAGAGCAAAAAUAGAGUCUGCCACAGAUAUAACUUACUUGUAUAUUGCAGACAAAUCCAAAGUGGCACUGAAUGUCCUUGCUGACCUUUUAAAAACUUAUUUUAGCCAGAAAGGAACAAAUCAAUAGUAAUGAUAAAUGUGAACAUUUUUGCUUAUUCAUUGAAAGUUUUUCUAUGAUUUUUCAAGCACUUACAUGUGUACACUUUUUCUGUACUUAUUCUGGUAAGGCAGGUUUAAUUUUUGACUUGUUUAGGAAUUAUCAGACUUUAUAAUGGCAGUUUCAUGAAGGUAAUUUAAUACUUUUGGUUUUUUGGAAAAAUUGUAUAGAGAUGAAAAAUUUGGAGGGGCUAGGUAACAACCCCACAACUGACAAUAAAUGUGAAAUUCCACAGAGUACCCAGCUCAUGUGAUUUAACCACAGUAAAUUUUUUUUUUGUUUUAAAAAAAGAGAGAUAGAAAAGAAAGCAUUUUGUCAGAGUGAGUGGAAGAAAUCCUUUGCAGCAAAAUGAGUGUUGAAACUACUAACCCAAUUUUGGUGUUUAUUACAUCAUUUUGUUGUUUCCCUUUUUAUUUAGAUGAAUUUUAUAUCCUUCAGUACUUUAGCAUUAUUUUGGGAGUUUACACAUUAGUUUUUGUUUCUGCUUCCUUUUUGUGAAAUUUAUGAAGUUGUGGUUCUUACUGAAACAGUAUUAUAUAAUGUUUAAUUAUGUCAUGUAAUACUCAGUUCUGUUUUGAUUUAUUCAUUGGUAUCAUUUACAUUUAUCUUUUAAAGUUUACUUGUAGCAAAUAUGUUUACAUUGCUAAAGCCAGAUAAGUUUCCAUGAUGAAAUUUACAUAUUAAGUACUACAAGUGAAAGUGGUGCUCUGAUAGAUGCUUGAAAGACAGUUUUGAUGAUUGUACUUGCAUGAACACAAUCACAUGAAGGUGAGACAGAAACCUAUAUAAUUGUUUAUAUGUUAUAUCAACUGUCUUAAAUAAAUUGCUUUGUUCUAUAUUAUUUGAAUUGAACUGUGCUGGGCCAAAAUGCCAAUAAAAUGUACUUUUCUCUGUU